AUGGCGAGCGCUGGGCAACGUGACCCAACGUGGCCACCUCCGAACUUUAUCGAUCCUGAAGAUCGAGGACCAGCUCUUUUUAAUCUAUGCAUCGUCCUCAGCAUACUAGGCACUUUCACUGUCGGCUUCAGGCUGUACGCUCGCCUGUUCUUGACCAAAGCUCUGGGGAUUGACGACAUUCUCGUUGUUUUCAGCCUGAUGUUCUGCAUCGCCUUGUCAGUGCUGAUCAUUAUCGCGAACAAGAAGUUCCACCUUGGCCGACAUGUAUGGGAUAUACCUGUCGCUACAAUCAGCCCCCAUCGACAGAACGUGUGGAUCAGCCAGUGGUGUUAUAUUGCAGCUGCGGCACUUGUCAAAAUCAGCGUGCUCCUUUUCUACCGGCGAUUGAGUGUCAAGUUCACUCGUACCUUCCUGGUAGCGACAUGGAUUGGCAUCGUUUACAAUAUCUGUUACUUUAUCACCUUUGGAAUCAUCCUUCUGCGUCUAUGUACUCCGGUACACGCGUACUGGAUGAGGUUUGAACAGGACUGGGCCGCCACUCACAGCUUUCGAUGCAAUUCGGAAGCUGCAUCUUUACCCAUCUCUUCAGCAUUGAGCGUGGUGGGAGAUGUGUACAGCACAGCUCUACCCUUUGCACUCAUCUGGAACUUGAAGUUACCUACGCGACAGAAGGUGGCUCUGUACGCAUUGUUUUCAGUAGGCCUCCUGGCCAUUGGUGCCGGUAUCGCUCGAACAGUGCUUCUAUACAUUAUUCAUCACACCAAACAGGACCUAACGUUUAUUCUGUGGGAGACUUGGAUCUGGGCUCUAGUUGAGUUGUACGGUUCACUGUUUGCGGCAAGUGCCCCGGCUCUCAAGACGUUCUUCCGAAAAGUUGUUCAGGGGCCUGUGGCCAGCUUGAGAAAGGGCAGUUCAACAGACAGAGGCAGACCUGAAAGUGGGAAAGUUCAAGAUGAAAAUCGGACUCAUGGUCGCACUACCCGGCCCUUGAUCAGAGAUGAAGAAAUGGGUCUGAACCAAAGCGGAGAUGUCCAGCAACCCCGAGAUGAGGCAUUUCUCAGGGGAAUGAUUCAGCAAGCGGCUCAUCAUGGGCGUCCAGACUCGACAAGGAGCACGGGCGAACUACAGCCUCAAUUUAAGCGACCGAUUUCGAAAUUUGUAGACACGCAGAAGCCGCUGCCCCCUAUCAAAGACCUUGAGCGGCACGAAUUGCCCUGCCCUCCAACAGAGUUACCUGCCAGUCCCACGAUUUCACCUUCUGGCCAAACGGAGCUGCCUGGGAGCCUGACAGCGUUACCAGAUCUUUCAGCGGCAUCGCUGACUAUUCCGAGAGGCCGCCAGCGCCUGACCGUACCUGAGGCUACUCUGAGUCGCAUUAGUGAAGGCACAGAAGGUUGGCGAAGCUCUCAACAGACCAUCCACGUCGGACUGCAAAUCUUGCCCGAGAUGACCGGUUUCGACUUGAUCCAGUUGAGCCCAAGCAAUCAGCAUGUGAACGCGCAAGCAAAGGGGUGA
This is a messenger RNA of Exophiala mesophila, 1515 nucleotides long. RefSeq lists its product as uncharacterized. The record is from RefSeq and is a predicted model, not a curated record. The transcript has a single exon. NCBI's taxonomy places the organism in Eukaryota, Fungi, Ascomycota, Eurotiomycetes, Chaetothyriales, Herpotrichiellaceae. Bases 1 to 1515 code for a protein of 504 amino acids.